AUGUCCGGGACAGCACGCCAUGACCGAGAGAUGGUGAUCCAGGCCAAGAAAAAGCUCACCACAGCUACUGACCCCAUUGAAAAACUCCGGCUGCAGUGCCUGGCCCGGGGCUCAGCAGGCAUCAAAGGACUCGGCAGAGUGUUUAAAAUCAUGGAUGACAAUAACAACCGGACCCUGGAUUUCAACGAAUUUAUCAAAGGCCUAAAUGACUAUGCCGUGGUCAUGGAAAGGGAGGAAGCUGAGGAGCUGUUCCGGAGGUUUGAUAAAGAUGGAAGCGGAACAAUAGACUUUAAUGAAUUUCUUCUUACAUUAAGACCACCAAUGUCCAGAGCUAGGAAAGAUGUCAUUAUGCGAGCAUUUAGAAAGCUAGACAAGACGGGAGAUGGUAUCAUAACAAUUGAAGACCUGCGAGAAAUGUACAAUGCAAAGCAACAUCCGAAGUACCAAAAUGGAGAAUGGACUGAGGAGCAGGUGUUCAGGAAAUUUCUGGAAAACUUUGAUUCACCCUAUGACAAAGAUGGGUUGGUGACCCCGGAGGAAUUUAUGAACUACUAUGCUGGGGUGAGCGCAUCCAUUGACACCGAUGUGUAUUUCAUCAUCAUGAUGACAACAGCCUGGAAGCUCUAAGUAUAUGAUGGGGAGCAAGGGAAGUGGGUACAGCCAUGUGGCAUCAACUGA
Sorex fumeus (smoky shrew) is the source of this 678-nucleotide messenger RNA. RefSeq names its product calcyphosine like (gene CAPSL). NCBI's taxonomy places the organism in Eukaryota, Metazoa, Chordata, Mammalia, Eulipotyphla, Soricidae. The transcript is spliced from 4 exons. The coding region runs from base 1 to 627 and encodes 208 amino acids. The record is from RefSeq and is a predicted model, not a curated record. Gene Ontology annotation, molecular function: calcium ion binding.